Tilletiaria anomala UBC 951 is the source of this 2309-nucleotide messenger RNA. Its product is annotated as ferric reductase like transmembrane component. Bases 73 to 2130 code for a protein of 685 amino acids. NCBI's taxonomy places the organism in Eukaryota, Fungi, Basidiomycota, Exobasidiomycetes, Georgefischeriales, Tilletiariaceae. Gene Ontology annotation, molecular function: ferric-chelate reductase activity. The transcript has 2 exons. Gene Ontology annotation, cellular component: plasma membrane. Gene Ontology annotation, biological process: copper ion import; iron ion transport; intracellular iron ion homeostasis. The record is from RefSeq and is a predicted model, not a curated record.
CAGGUAUUGAGAAGGCCGCGAAUCGAGUCAUCCCUUGCAUGUCCCCGACGCGCACGGGAAAAGCUAGGAAAGAUGGGCGGCUCGGCAUUGUUUCCGCGGCACAUCCAGAACCUCAGCGACGCGAGCAGUCUCGAGCACCACUGGGGGUAUGCGGACCGCGCCGUGCCGUGCACCAACGAUGCCGGCUCUUGCGCCUACCUCGAUGCCGUUUACAAUGCACACGACGCCGGGAUGAUAUACACGGCGGCCAUAUGGGGUACCAUCGGCCUCGUGCUUCUCGUGCUUGGCUUCAUUCACGUCGUCCGUGCCAACGCCGCGCCUGUCGCUCGCAGAGGCAGCUCCAUCGCCAGAGGCAAGCGUGCAAUAGCCGCAGGGCUAAGAAGAAUUUUCUUGCCCGAGGGUGUGCGCAUCGUAUUUGGUCGAACGACUCGCUUGCAGGUCACGAUUCUUGCCGUGAUGGCUGCGUACCUACUGCUGUGGACCUUCUUGGGUUACCCAUUUAAAACAUGGGUGACACCCGUAAAGAACAAGCCUGGCCUAUACAACACACGCACAAGUCUCGGCCCCUUCGCAGAUCGAGUCGGCGUCCUGGCCUAUGCAAUGACGCCACUAUCGGUCCUCUUCUCCUCGCGCGAGUCGAUCUUGUCCAUCAUCACCGGCAUACCACACCAUCACUUCAUCUUUCUGCAUCGAUGGCUCGGGUAUAUCAUCCUCAUGCAGGCUGCGCUCCACACGAUUGGAUGGUCCAUCGUCGAGAUUCGUCUCUACCAGCCACAGCCUUCUACGGCACAAGCCUGGAUCAAGCAGACGUAUAUGGUCUGGGGAGUCGUCGCCAUGAUUCUCCUCCUUCUGCUUUGGGCACUCAGCACGCAGACCGCCAUCCGCUAUACAGGCUACGAAUUUUUCCGCAAAGCCCACUACGUCCUCGCCAUGGUCUACAUUGGCGCUUGCUAUGGCCAUUGGGACCAGCUGAGCUGCUUCCUGCUUCCUUCACUCAUCCUGUGGUUCAUUGACCGCAGCGCUCGUUUCGUGCGCACAGCGCUGUUGCACUACAACUACGUGACACCUCAAGGCGCCAGCGGCUUCAGGGCCGCACAGGCGCGCGCUAGGCUCUUUCCAGAUAGCCCGAACGGCGACGUGGUGAGGCUCGACUUUGAGCACCCCCACCAGCCCUGGAAAGUUGGACAGCACUUCUACCUAACCUUCACGGAAGGGAGCAUUUGGCAGUCGCACCCUUUUACCCCGAUCUCCUAUCCCAUCCUUUCAAAAGGGACUACCCGCCAUUCGUACAUCUUCCGUGCCAAGCAAGGUGAAACGCACAAAAUCGCCAACAAGCUGGGGGCUGCCGCUGGUACUGCUGCUGGUAACAUCCCCGAGUCCAAUGCUAGCAUAGAUUCUGAAUCAAAAAAUGCGAAGAAGCUCAUGACGACCACCACGGCCGUUAUCCUCACCGGACCAUACGGGCAAUCCAUCGUUGACGACUUGCUUCCGGCAUACAUGCAAGGCAGCAACACGAACAUCCUCUGUGUCGCAGGCGGUACCGGCAUCACCUUUGUCCUCCCUGUCCUUUGGCAUCUUGCUCACCUCGACGCAUUUCAAGGACCGCGGCCAUGCAGCAUCUCCGUCGCUCUCGUCUGGGCCAUACGCAGGAAGCAGGACGUGCUAUGGGUCGAAGAAGAGCUCGAUGCGCUACGCGCUAUUGCGGGAAAGUGCAUCAGCAUCGAGGUCUACGUGACGCGUGGGGUCGACCGUGCUCGCGUGCUGCGAUCUGCGACUUCGUCAAGUGUGGAGAAAGGCCAAGGCACCAUUGACUGCAGCAAGUGCGAUGAGGAUCCCGCCCCGCUUGACCUCGCCCCUGAUGCCGCAGAUGCAGCUGCAGCCACCGCAGAGGGCGAAGAAGGAGGCCCUGAGGCACCGUACUUGCUCCGGCGCCCAGACCUGCAUGCUGUUGUCACCAACUUUGUCGACAGCACCGCAUGUGGGCCAACGACUGUGUUCGCAAGCGGUCCCGGCGGCAUGAUCAGCGAAUUACGCGACGCGGUUGCAAGCUGCAAUUCCGCGGGGAGGGUGUGGAAAGGAGACGACAGAGCAGACGUCAGCCUCGUCUCCGACAAUCGCCUCGAGUGGUGAUGUGGUCUGUACGGCAAAAGCAAAAUUGUUGGCGGAGCUGUCCGUGCAGACUGUCUUGAUGUCUGCGCUCGGCGCCGCACCCCACACGCAUCGGCACAGCAAGAGCAGGGAAAGUCGUCCACAGUCAAAAACACAGUUUCACAUGUAUCCCAACAUAUUAUUUGCAAUCAUCAUUGUUG